AUGGAUUUGGAUGUGGCCAAACCUCAAGCCAAGAUUGGAAACAAAGGUCCCCUCAGAGCCACCGGCCCCGGAUCCAGCCCACCCAAGUUUAAACAGAGGAGCAGCCGUCAGUUCAAGAGCAAGCCUCCCAAGAGGGGCGUCAUUGGCUUUGGAGAGGAUAUCCCAGGAAUGGAAGGGCUUGGCAUGGACAUCACAGUAAUCUGCCCAUGGGAAGCCUACAGCCAUCUAGAGCUACACGAACUGGCUCAGUAUGGCAUCAUCUGAGUCUCUUUGCCUGAGAAGUUAUUUUUUAUAUCUACUGAAGGGAACUGAGGUGGCAAGUUUUGAUCUGGAU
Dicentrarchus labrax (European seabass) is the source of this 334-nucleotide messenger RNA. Its product is annotated as retinal cone rhodopsin-sensitive cGMP 3',5'-cyclic phosphodiesterase subunit gamma-like. Gene Ontology annotation, cellular component: photoreceptor outer segment membrane. The transcript has 3 exons. Gene Ontology annotation, biological process: positive regulation of G protein-coupled receptor signaling pathway; positive regulation of epidermal growth factor receptor signaling pathway; visual perception. Gene Ontology annotation, molecular function: 3',5'-cyclic-nucleotide phosphodiesterase activity; cGMP binding. Bases 1 to 264 code for a protein of 87 amino acids. NCBI's taxonomy places the organism in Eukaryota, Metazoa, Chordata, Actinopteri, Moronidae. The record is from RefSeq and is a predicted model, not a curated record.